GCCCGAGCCCAGCCCGAGUGAGCUAGCGCCGCAGACAGACAAAGGAGGCAGGAGCGUGCGGACGUGUCCGUGAGUGUGUGCGUGAGAGUGUCGCCCUGGACCGGGGACGGGAGAGGAGAGAAGAGCAGAAGAGAAGUGAGAAGGAAGGGGGGCCAGAAAACAGUGUGAUACCUCUAGUCGUGCGUGCGUCAACCGUCGAGUGAUUUUGUGUGAAUGUGCAUCAGUCCAGCAACAUGAGGCUCGAAAUCCAUUCCGCUGUCAACUUCCUGGUGCAGCUGCUCCGGCUGCACCACAACAGCUUGAGCGAAUCCCAGCUCGAGAUGUUCAAGGGCUCGCUCAGCGAGCUGCUGUCCCACCGGUACCGCUACCACUGGUUCCCCGACAGGCCGCACCGAGGCUCCGCCUACCGGUGCCUGAGAAUCAACGGCUCCAUGGACCCCGUCAUCGCCGAGGCCGGGGACGCCGUCGGGCUGCCAGGCUCGUACCUGCACCGCCUGUUCCCCUCCGAGCUCACCAUGUGGAUCGACCCGGCCGAGGUGUCGUACCGGAUCGGUGAGAACGGCUCGAUCUGCGUGCUCUACGAGGACGCCCGAAGCGAGCCCACGGCCAUCGUCACCCUUCCCCACGAGCCGGAGCUGCUCAUGGAGCGGGUGGGCAACAAGGCGCUGCCAGUGAGGCCGAUCCAGCACGGCAUGCACGUGCCCCACCAAACUGUGCAGCAGAAGUACGACCUGAGCACGUACGCCUCCAGCUGAACCCUCUACCCCCAUUUUGUCCCGCGUCCUGUGAUCUCAUUUAACUCAUUCCCAUUGAUGUGGAACAUUUUAUUGAAUGGCCAUAGCACAACAAAGUUUGUUUUGUUUUUGUGUUUUGUUCUCUUCUGUCUCUCGCUUAAAAGGAGGAGUUUUGAGUUUUAUUUUUCUUUCGCGUUUCGUUUUGACAGAGCUAAGUUUUGUUUUGCGGGACGGUCAUUGUGGAGCUAAAUUUUCAAAAAAAGGAGAGGUUGCGGAGAGAGAAUUCAAAGGCAUGGACAGGCCCUAAAAGGUAUUUUAACACCGUAGAGAUGUAUUUGGAACUUUGUAAUAAUUAACUUAACUGUGUCAGUUAUAUUUAUGGUGAUAAUAAUUUUAAAAGUGUAUGGUUCAGAAUCACACAUCAAACGAAGCAAAUUUAUACAUGCAUACCUAGCAUUUCCCAUAUAUGUGUAGUGGUAGCUCUUUUUCAAAAUUUAUUUGCCUUCAUUUUUUUUUUCAUCUUAAUAUUCUGUUCUGUGUGACUUGGUGUAUUUGGUUUCGACAUCUUGCUGCAGUCUGCGUCCACUGCUGUGGCAGUUAAGAUUGUCUGUGACCUUCCAUUGCCUGCCUGCUGGAUAAAAACGUAAAGUCCCAUGAAGUACAAAACAAUACGUAGUUCAUGGUUGAUAUAAUUGAUCGGGAUUCAUCGCGGAGAGGCGCAUCUGACGUUUCCAUCAUAAACUCCACUGAAAGACUGCCUCGCCGUUCUCAAGGCUGCAACAACAACUUCAAUCUAAUGCGUGUACGCAGCCCGGAGGGUAGGCCAAGCCUCGGUGACGUCAUCUCCACGUUUCGACGCCGCGAUGACGCCAGCGUGUUGCCUAUCCCUCGGGGCAGUGCGGGGGGGCAGUCUCAAGGUAACGGUUCUUUUCUACGAGUGUCGUUGAAAAAGUCCAUGUGCUGUUCGGUUGGAGCUCAAAAUUGCAUUGCAGUGUGUAUGUGAUUGUAUUAUUGUUUGAAUCUGUGUAGCAACGUGUCAGCUAACGAUCUCGUCUCCAAAAAACUUAUUUAUUUAUUCCGUGUGUAAGGGACAGUGUGAUUCUUGUGCGUAUCCUAAGAGGGUUUCGCUGCAUUGUCUCCUGAUCAGUUAUUGAUACAAUAAGAAAACUAGCGUAGAUGAGAAAUCAUACCUUGAAGCGAUAGCCGGUACUUUCAAGUACUGAUUGGGGGGUUAACUCUCGUUCUUUGCACUAUGUGCUGUUGACUGUGUUAAGUUGUAUACAACUACUCUAAGAGAGCUUAAUCUCUUUCAUCAAGUACUCAUCUUGUCAAAACCUGUACAGAAAUUGGAAAUUAUUAUUUAUCGAAAAAUGAAAUCACAGAAAGCUUUAUCUUAUAUCUCUAUUCGAAGCAAAAUUGAAAUCUAUUAGUAUUGACUGUGUUCAAAACGCCAGAAUGAACUUUACCAAAUGUCAAUUUGUACAUAAAUUAUUUAAUUGAUUCAGAUUGAUCUAUGGUAGUUUUAAAUACAUUUAUUUGAUCAACACCUUGCAUGUCAAAGAUUGCCCCAUAUAUUUAUUCAUAGUGGUAUGACUUUUCUCUAGUGAGUGGUUUUCAAUCGUUGAUUUGUUGUGUAUUUUAUAUUCAUCGGCGAAAAAUCUCUCUGGAGUGUCACGGUAGUGCAAUUUUAUGAGUCUCUUGAGUUAGCGAACUUCUUGUGAUUUUUGGUUGAUUAGGAAUGGGUGGACGAAAACGAUACCUGGUCUGUUCGAAGAAUGGCAUAUUUCUUCGUCGGAAAGUAGCGUGCAGCGCCAUAACCACCGUAAUGUAACCAUAACAUUGUGAUAGCAGGCAUUCUGCGCCUACCUUACUUUGAAGCCUCCUCGACGUUGGGCCAAAAGUAUUUUAAGCAAGCGAGUUUAAAGCUCGCUCCCAGUGCAGACGACCUUUUCUGUCUGAACGGGAGCGAGGCGCGAGCUGUUUCUUUUAAUUGUGAUCAAUCGCUGACCAGUCAAAAAACGGGCACAGCGAGUCGAGGUUCCGUCAUUGUGAUCUGAUCCCACCCAGAAUUGUACAGUUUAUGUGGCGUAGGGCGGAGUCAGGGUAGGUGCAGACCAAAAAUUGUAUAGAUUGUAAAGAUUCUCUCGAAAAUUGUGAUGUUGCAGACCAGGGUAAGAGGGAGCACGAGGCAGCAUAUGGUAUUAACUGUACUUAUUAUCAGGCCGAUAAUGUAAAUGAACUUCGACGUAUGCAGUGUGACCUGACCUGACUGCCUGCCUGCCUACCUGCCAUACACGAUCGAACUCCUUAGCAUGGCAUAAAAACAUUAUUCUAUCGAGAUAGAGACUGCAGUAGGUUUAUAUUAAAACUCUUCAGGUAAAUGGUACAAAGCUGGCGACAGCAGUCUGUGAUGUUUUGAUUGCAGUAUUUAAUAUAAGUCCACUGGAAGUAGGUAACUACAUAAUUAUAGUUUCAUUCAUGCCUAUGUUCAUUCGUGUAAGUUUGCUUCCAGUGAUUUUCAAUUAUAUACUAAAUUUAAAAAAAAAUUGAAAAU
Molecule: messenger RNA, 3288 nt
Organism: Frankliniella occidentalis (western flower thrips)
Lineage: Eukaryota; Metazoa; Arthropoda; Insecta; Thysanoptera; Thripidae
Product: protein BTG2-like
Exons: 1
Coding region: 234-755 (173 amino acids)
Biological process (GO): negative regulation of cell population proliferation; negative regulation of mitotic cell cycle
Cellular component (GO): nucleus; cytoplasm
Source: RefSeq, a predicted model, not a curated record